Sander lucioperca (pikeperch) is the source of this 2456-nucleotide messenger RNA. It is a transcript of the gene cacng6b, whose product is annotated as calcium channel, voltage-dependent, gamma subunit 6b. Gene Ontology annotation, cellular component: L-type voltage-gated calcium channel complex; membrane. The record is from RefSeq and is a predicted model, not a curated record. Bases 553 to 1350 code for a protein of 265 amino acids. Gene Ontology annotation, biological process: regulation of calcium ion transmembrane transport via high voltage-gated calcium channel. The transcript has 5 exons. Lineage: Eukaryota; Metazoa; Chordata; Actinopteri; Perciformes; Percidae. Gene Ontology annotation, molecular function: calcium channel regulator activity.
CAGUGUUAUAACCAACCAGACUGCAGCCCCCUCCCCUGUUACACUCACUUUCCAUAACCCUUAAUGUACCUCCCCCUCUCUCUCUCACUAACUCCCCCAUCACCACUCUCCCCCUCUAUUAAGUUUCAAGCGUCUCUUCCUCCUGAACUGAACAGCACACGCCAAACAGGGGACUGGACGUAAAACAGACACUGGCUCUCCUGGUCCUUGCCUCCAUCUCCUCCCAUUUUAUAAUUUCCCUGACUUCAUCUGCCACCCACUUCACUGUAGCUUUACUCAUAUCACUUUCAGUUUAAUUUCAUUGUCUUGCCUACUUAUUUUCACUUGAUCCUUUGUUCACGCUGACUGCUUUUGCUCAAUUUACCCAUCCAUCACAGGAUAGUUGAUAGCUUUUUUUAAAUACACUGUUUUUAAACCUGCACCUUAUUCACACUUAACCUUUGCCCAUUUCCUCCUUCCAUCUUGUCAUCUAUUAUUUGCUCCACUAAUAUUUAGCCCAAGUGGCCUGUUCUUUCCCGUGGUCUUCCUCGGGCCUGGCCAGUUGAGAUCAGUAUGUGGUCCAACUUCUUCGUACAGCAGGAUGAGGACGGUCGCAUCGGGGUGGCAGGGGCUGGACAAGGUGGGGGUUUAGGUGGAAUUAAAUCUGGAAGGGGACAGAGGAGGACCCACAAGAUGAGCGACAGCGAGGAGGGAAAGAUCAAGCUGGCCUUCUUCGUGGCUAUCAUUGGCGUGACCCUGACGGUGUUGGGCAUGGGGACAGAGUUUUGGGUGGAGCUGGCCCAAUCAAAGAAUUUCAGCGGCAACCAGACCUGCCAGAUGGCCCAUUAUGGCCUGUGGAAGGGCUGCAUUCGUACCCUAUGGGUGGCUGACAUAGACCCAGAGAGGACGAGCUGUGGCCCUGCUGAACUACCUGGAGAAACCAACUGCACCUACUUCAAAUUCUUCACCUCUGGGGAGAAUGCAGUCAUAUUCAAGAAGACAACUAACAAGAAGCUGAAUCUAGCUGCAGCUAUCUUGGCCCUUUUCAGUCUGACCAUGAUGGUAAUGGGCUCCAUCUGUAUCGGCAUGUCUCUCAGCAAAGGAGUGCCCUUCUUUCUCAAGCCAGCCUCCUUCUGUUUCAUCCUAUCAGGUGUACUGGUCCUUCUCUCUAUCCUGAUAUUCCACCAGUCCGUGCUGGCCUUAUUGUCCAGUGACCACUCCAUACCUUUACACCAUGAGCUGUCCUGGUCUGUGGCCUGCGUUGGCUCAGCGGGUGCCAUUCUUAUUUUCGGAGGUUUCCUCUUCAUCAUCCUCUCCCUUCCUUUCAGCCCCUGGCAGAAAUGCUUGCCACACAAGAAUAGCGCCACCUAGCACUUGAAUGAUAAUAAAAUAUGCACAUAGUAUCCUUGAUGUCUUGUUUGAGAGCAAGUGGAAACGUCCAUUUCCUGAUUGGCUGUGACUUUGCUUGCUCUUGGCAUUCAAUUUGUCAGGGAAGUCACACAAGGUCUUAAUCAAAUGUUUGAAGAGAAGUCAGCAUUAGUGAGACCUCCAGAAUUAGUAAAAAUUAGUUUUAGUGGUUUUUUUUGGGUAGAAAAUAGAUGAAAGGAACAACAGGGCUACUGCUGUUAAAUUUGUAGCUGUUGUGUUUACUUAAAGCUGGGGUACUUAGUUUUUUAGGCAGUUUUUUUUGGCGUCAUUAGGCAAAAACAAUUUCUUUCUAACUUUCAGCAUAUGGUAGACUAAUUCAAGUAGUUUCACCUCUUGGCUCUGUUUUCAGGCUUUAGAAAAUCUAGCCUGUGACAGAAGACUUUGGCCAAUCACAGGACAUGUCAGAGAGAGAGGGCGUUCCUGUUGGCGUCCCUUCAGAUAGUGAAAGCAUGAUUCAAUGAUGGAAAGUUCUGCAUAAAAAGUUGCUAUUCCAGCAUUAGCAACAACUACCUACACUACAAAACCCUAAAAAAAGACAUACUUGAAGAAAUAAAGUCUAAGAGAGAGUCUGACAAUAAACACAAUAAAACACGUGUCAAUAUCAGUGAAGCGUUUCAGAGAUAGAGAUAACCUUUUCCAAAAAGUUUAGCCUUCUUCUAACCGUAGCCAAAGACUCACAGCUGUGGCUACUUCAUUUUUAUGUAGUUAGCUAGAGCCUCCAAUCACAGUAUGUCAUCUCAACAAGCUCUACAGGCCCACAAGUUUUUAAAGAAAACCGGACAGCAAUAUAAUGGCAUUAGGAUCACAAUCACGAUCGGAAUGAUUGAAAUGAAUAGCGACUACUUGUACAGGUGACUGUAUAAAGCAUGUGCAUAUACUGGUGCUCAUCUGGUGGGAGGGGCUUAGGACCAAGAGCUGCAGGAGGAAGGUGGUAUUUUCAAACUGGUGUUUUGUGUGUCACAAAUAGGCUUGUUAGCCUGCCCAUAGCUGUACAUCCACACAUAAAACCAGUCUUUUUGCUAGCAUAAGGAGUGUAAAUUAAAACUUUU